This is a messenger RNA of Vicia villosa (hairy vetch), 489 nucleotides long. Its product is annotated as vicilin-like seed storage protein At2g18540. The record is from RefSeq and is a predicted model, not a curated record. Bases 1 to 489 code for a protein of 162 amino acids. The transcript has a single exon. NCBI's taxonomy places the organism in Eukaryota, Viridiplantae, Streptophyta, Magnoliopsida, Fabales, Fabaceae.
AUGUUCUUCAGUUGGAGUGAUAUACACUUUCAUUUUCAUUGUUUCUGUCCUUACUCUAAUCCAAACCCAAGAGGGGAGAAAAGGAAAAGAGAAGGGGAUUCCAAAGAGAAACAAAGAAUAGAGAGUAAGAAAGAGGAAGAAGAGAAACAAAAAAGAGAAGUGAAGAAGACUACAAACAAGGUAGAGAGAAACAACAAGAAGGAAGAUCCAAAGAAGAGUGAAGAAGAAAAACAAAGAAAAGAAACAAAUAGUAGAAACAAAGAAGAUAGGAUUAACAAGAAGGAAGAUCUCAAGAAAAAAGAAACUAAUAAUAGAAACAAAGAAGAGAAGAACAAGAAGGAAGAUCCAAAGAAAAGAGAAGAAGAGAAACAAAGAAAAGAAGCAAAGAAUAGAAACAAAGAAGAGAGGAGCAACAAGAAGGAAGAUGCCAUUCCCAGGAAGAGAGAAGAAGAGAAACAAAGGAGAGACAAUAAAAAGGGAGAAAAAUGA